Messenger RNA from Hemiscyllium ocellatum (epaulette shark), 5829 nucleotides. RefSeq names its product Cbl proto-oncogene, E3 ubiquitin protein ligase (gene cbl). The record is from RefSeq and is a predicted model, not a curated record. Bases 203 to 2944 code for a protein of 913 amino acids. Gene Ontology annotation, biological process: cell surface receptor signaling pathway; negative regulation of epidermal growth factor-activated receptor activity. NCBI's taxonomy places the organism in Eukaryota, Metazoa, Chordata, Chondrichthyes, Orectolobiformes, Hemiscylliidae. The transcript has 17 exons. Gene Ontology annotation, molecular function: phosphotyrosine residue binding; SH3 domain binding; receptor tyrosine kinase binding. Gene Ontology annotation, cellular component: plasma membrane; membrane raft.
AGGGCGGGGUCAGCGGAAAGGCGAGAGAGGAAAAAAAAACCGGAGGCGAGUUUGGCGGCGACACUGGGUUUAAAGAGUAAAACGAUGUGAGCGGAGAGUUUGCUGAGGUAAAGUCGCCCUCGAAUCCCCUGACGGACCGUCUGUUGUCAGGAAGUGUAGCCCGGAGGCAGGUUUUUAUUCGGGAAGGCUCUGCUGGUUGUCGAUGGCGGCGGCGGCGGCCCGGGGCAGCAACCUGAGGAAAGCGGGAGGCUUCAUCGGGCUGGUGAAGGAUGCCUUCCAACCUCACCCUCACCAACACCAGCCGGCAGGAAUCGUGGACAAGAGGGCGGUGGAGAAAUGUUGGAAGCUAAUGGACAAGGUGGUGCGACUGUGUCAGAAUCCCAAAGUAGGGCUAAAGAACAGCCCUCCCUACAUUCUAGAUCUGUUGCCUGACACUUACCAGCACCUGCGUCUGAUCCUGACUCGAUAUGAGGGAAAGAUGGAAGUUCUUGGUGAGAAUGAAUAUUUCAGAGUUUUCAUGGAGAACCUGCUUAAGAAGACAAAACAGACCAUUAGCCUUUUCAAAGAGGGGAAAGAGAAAAUGUAUGAAGAAACCUCACAGCCAAGGCGACACCUGACCAAACUGUCACUGAUAUUCAGUCAUAUGUUGGCAGAGCUGAAAGCUAUAUUCCAAAAUGGAGUGUUCCAGGGGGACACUUUCAGGAUCACAAAAGCAGAUGCAGCAGAUUUCUGGAGGAAAGUUUUUGAAGAAAAGACAAUCGUUCACUGGAAGGUUUUUCGACAAGCCUUACAUGAUGUUCACCCAAUCACCUCUGGCCUGGAGGCCAUGGCCUUGAAAUCUACUAUCGAUCUAACAUGCAAUGACUUCAUCUCUGUCUUUGAAUUUGACAUUUUCACUCGACUUUUUCAGCCAUGGUCAUCAUUGCUCAGGAACUGGAAUUCAUUAGCUGUUACUCAUCCGGGAUACAUGGCCUUCUUAACCUAUGAUGAGGUAAAAGCAAGACUCCAGAAAUUCAUCCACAAACCUGGGAGCUACAUAUUCCGAUUGAGCUGUACCAGGCUUGGCCAGUGGGCAAUUGGCUAUGUCACAGCAGAUGGCAACAUUCUUCAAACAAUCCCCCAUAACAAACCCCUCUUUCAGGCUCUGAUUGAUGGAUUCCGUGAAGGAUUUUACCUGUUUCCUGAUGGACGUAGUCAAAAUCCAGACCUGAAUGGCUUGUGUGAGCCUACACCACAUGACCACAUCAAAGUGACGCAGGAACAAUAUGAAUUAUAUUGUGAGAUGGGCUCCACCUUCCAGCUCUGCAAGAUCUGUGCAGAAAAUGACAAAGAUGUGAAAAUAGAACCUUGUGGUCACCUAAUGUGUACUUCCUGUCUUACAGCCUGGCAGGAAUCUGAAGGUCAAGGCUGUCCAUUUUGUCGCUGUGAAAUAAAAGGCACUGAACCAAUUGUUGUGGACCCCUUUGACCCCAAAGAUGGGCCAGGUCAAGCCCGUUUAGGAAUGGAGACAAUGUUAUCCCCAAAUUAUGAGGAUGAAGAUGAUGACCGUGCUGAUGAACUGUUCAUGAUGAACAAGCUAUCAAGUACCAAGAUUGAGAGACCACCAUCUCCAGUCACUCCAGCUCCCAAUUCUGCACUUCCACCGGUUCCUCCUCGAUUAGACUUGCUGCAGCAUCGUUCACCCACAGUGUCCUGUGCGCCUAGUCCUUGUGUUUCACCCAAGACUUCUUCUAGUGGCCUGCAUAAACAAGACAAACCUUUACCUGUUCCUCCAACUCAUCGAGAUCUUCCGCCUCCCCCACCUGAACGACACCCAUCUGCAAGUGUUGAUUCUCGAAUGCAGAGGCGGCCUUUACCGAGCACACCAAAUGACCUCCUACUACGAGACAAGCCACCUCUUGUACCGCCAAACCGACCUGGAGAAACCUGGCACAUACGAUCUCAGGCAGCUAAAACAUCAGUCCAGACGCUUAAUUCGGGGGAUAGAUGGACAGGUCGAGAAUUAUCCAACAGGCACUCGUUGCCUUUAGCAUUGUCAUCUCAGAUGGAUACCAGGACAGAGGCGGUUAGACAUAGCAGUUCACUUGGGCUUGAUAAUACAGUGGCUUUCUGUGGUGCCUUGGGUGAUGGCUCAGAGUACGAGACCUCCAAAGUGAAACCCUCCACAUCAGCAAAUACCAUUUACUCUCUUGCUUCACGAAGUGGAAUACAGGGAGCCUCAAAUGCACAGGCAGUUCCGAGACCCCUGACAAAGCCUUUUACAUCAGAGGAGCGUUCAGAGAGUAGUGAUGAGGACAUUGAUUACAUGACUCCGUCCUCACUACCUGUACAUGCUCCACUCUGUGUUACCACCUCGUUGGAUUCCAGAGUUUUGGUUCAGUCGCAGGGCAGCCACAAUGCAGAAGCUUUGUCUGAUUCGGACCCACUGAGGCAGAUGUGCGAAUUUAUGUUUACCUCAUCGUCUCAGGCCACAAAUGUAGACUUUACAACUGACAAUGGUGAUUGUGCUAUCAAUGAUGGGCCUGAACAAGGUGAGAGUGAAGAUGAAGAUAAUGCAUAUGACUUCCCCAAACCGCCAGUGCCACUUCCUCCAGCACGUCGCACAUUAUCUGAUAUUUCUCAAGCAAGUUCAACAUUUUCCAAUAUGUCUGAUCAAAAUCUGCCUAGUCCCAACACAGGAGAUUCAUCUGCGCCUGAAAGACCUCCCAAGCCAUUACCUCGGCGAAUCAACUCAGAACGUAAAUCCGGUCCUAGUCAGUCCAACAGCUGUCAUAAGACACAGCAGCAGACUCUCUCAGCUGAGAUCAACAGCCUCUUGAGCCAGGGCUACUCAUAUCAGGAUAUCCAGAAAGCAUUGCUAAUUGCACAAAAUAAUGUGGAAAUGGCAAAGAAUAUUCUUCGGGAGUUUGUGUCUGUCCCUUCCCCUGCACACAUUGCAACAUAGCCAUCCCUUAGGACACUGCCACCACCUAGCCAGAGCUAGUGGUUGGUCUGAUAUAAACCUUGGCUUGAGUGACAACGUGCCUCGUCUAACCCCCUCGCCUCAUCAAAUUGAAUAAUCAGGUCUGUGCAAUUACUGAAAUAUAGAAGGAUGCUAGCGCCCUGCCUCAUUUUCACUCCAACUGUUGAAUUUUUAUGAAAAAGUUUAUAUGUGAAGGUAUUCUUAAGAUAUCUGAGGUUUGACAAAUUUACAAUCUUAAGGGCAGUCAUCACAUAAGGAAUUUUGCAAUCCAUAUAAAACUGAUGCCAAUUGAUUACUUUGUGCAGAAUUAUCAGAAAUGUUUGAAUAUUAUCUCUGGUUCUAGUUCCAAAAGUAUUCCAAUAAAGUGGAUGUACCUCCAUGAAUGAAUUUCAAAAUUAUAUUUUCCAAAUUGGAUUCUAAAGUUGAGAAAUAUGUAUUAUACACAGGCUGUAUCAUAUUCAAACAUUGUAUUAUUCAAAGUAUGCAGUAACAGGCUUCUGUGUGCCUGUGCAAAUAUUGCGUGAACAAAGUUUAAAAUGUUAACAGUGAGUUGGGAUUCAAAAGUUAGUUUCAGUAUAAGGAGGUUUAAAAGUAGACCCAGCUUCACUUGGUAUUACUUAUCAACUUGUGUCACUGGGAUGUACAGCUGCUGGUGUGGAAUCAGGUUAGCACUUAAACCAUCCAGCCAUUCAGAAUAAAUAUGUGGGUCUAUUUUUGUACAUGCAGGAAUCAUUUGCACAGAAUAAAAUAUUAGUUAGAAAGUUGUAUUUAUACAGUACCUGGUCGUGUGUGUAUGAAAGAGAAAUUUAAAGUGAAAAGUGGAUCCCAAUUUACACAAAUCCAAAAGAGAUGUUCGGUCCAAUCGUGCAAAGUUCUUGCUACAAAUAAAUCUGCAAUGACAGCAUGGGUUUCAUUGUACAAUUCUAAUUGGUGUUUUCCCCAUUUGAAUUAUUGUGUUUGGCAUGAGGUUUGAGUGUAAAGUAAGGAGCAAUUAAGAAUAGAAAGUAGGCAGGUAACCACAUGUAAUCAGUGCAACACUGACGCUGAGCAGGUACUAGAACAGAUUGUUAUUUGAUCCUAGCUGAUCCCUGAGAGAAAUCUCAGUGUUAGUUUACCAAGAAAGAACUGUCCAAGUUAAAAAAAUAUUUGGUUUUGAAUCAUUGUAAUACAAUGCAUUUAAUCACAAGAAUGUGACGAAAAUCAGGAAUUGUAAGAUGCCACCUUACUCAUGAAGUCCAAGAAUAUUAUCCCUAUCCUACAUUGGCCAUUUAGUCCCAAAUGAAGACGUACUUGUAGUUUCCAAUAUACUGUUCACCCAUUAUAUUUCUAAUAAGAUAUUUAGCACUGAGCUAUGAUUCUAAUUCUACUGUCUAUUUUAUUAUGAACAAACAAAUGAAAGUCCGAAUAGAAAAGCAAAAUACUGCAGCUGCUGGAAGUACUCAGGUCAAGCACCAUUUUUGGAGGUGGGGAGGGAAACAAAAUUGAAGUUUCAGAUCAAUGCUCUUUUAUCAGGACUGGUUUCAUUGACCUGAAACAUUCUCUCACUCGUGUUCCCUGUCUCCAUGGAAGCUUGCAGUUGUUCUGGGGUAUUAGAGGAUUUUCUUCUUUCUAUUAAUGAAGGAAUUAUAUAAAUAUAUUAUUGUCUGAGUUGACAGAUCCAACUUGUUAUUUGGAUUACAAUUUGCCUGUACCAAGAUUGAAUAGGGGAACAACUAGGAUGCUGCACUUGAUCAUAAUAGUCCCUGGACAGAGGAUGGGAAAAAUCAGUUUCUAAUUGCUUUCCAGUGAAUCCUGCAAAAGAAUGGAUGUAUGGGUGUUCUUGGGUCAGUCACUGUGUGGCUGCAUAUCUGACUGUUGGCAUGUAUGUAUCUCUUUGUUUGAUGCAGAUUUUCUCCUAGCAAAGGGUUGGAUGUGCCCUUUGUGACCUUGCCCUCUUUGGUAUAGUAGUCUGGGUUUGUCAGACACUAGAGGGAGUCAAUGUUCAGGAGAGGAAAAGUGGAAAAUCUGAAGAGGAAAUAUGUGCUAUGUUGAAGCAGAUACAAUUUUACCUUUUUGUCAUUUACCUUGGUCUAGUUUUUCCUGUUUUGUUCAAACUACAGUGAAGGACAUCUGGUGUGUUCUCCUGAGUUGUAGCUCCUAAUAGCACCUUGAUGAGGAAUACACGUCACACAUCAUCCUUACUUCGAGCUAUAUGACUAUUCCUUUGCUAAGGCUGGGUUGAAAUCUUUCACUUUUCUUAACAGUGCUGUGGGUAUACCUACCUGUACCAUAUGGACUGCAGUGACUCAAGAAAGUGGCUAUCAUCUUCUUAAAGGCAACUAGCGGAGGCAAUAAAUGCAGGUCUUGCCAGCUUCACAUUUCUUACCAGAAUUCUAAGAAAAGGCUGUAAAUAGUUUUCAGUCAAGUCCAGAGAUGUUGUAAGAAUUUAUUUUCGACAAUGUUUCUGUUCAAAACUUGGUAAAACUAAACUGAAAUAAUUCAAACUGCUACAGCAAUCAAGUGAGACUAACAGCAAUAUUACUGUUGCACUUUUAAAUACUUUUCUUUCUUGCCCUAUGCAAGCAUUGAUGUAGGAAGUAAUUUGGGUGUGAUCAACAACCAGCAAAUACAACUUGACAUUACUGUGAUGUUCAUGAAAGGUAUGUGAAAGUAGAUAUUUGUAAGGAAAAUAUCUGUACCUAGUGUCAAUAUAGAAUCACAGCAUGAAACAAAAGAGCAGGAGACUAUUUGGGCCAAUGUGCCUAUGCCAGCUCUUUAGAAAAAGUUAUCUAAUUAGUUCCACUCCCCACUCUUUCCCUUUAACAUUGUCAAAAGCACAAUGGUUUCAUUUUUAUUUAUGUUCUGCUCUGUCAUUGUGUUUAUAGAUU